AUGGUUGACCCGGUUGGCCACAAGCUCAUCGAUCGUCUCACCACAUGUGAGACUCGCGGAACACCUGCAGAUGUUCCGUCCGUGAGCCCACUGCAGUACAUCCCUGACGUUAACGAUAGGUUCCGUGCGGUUCUCUCCGAAUUUCCGGAGUUGUGCGAACCGCCGGAUAUGCUUCCUCAGACGACCAAUGACAUCGUACACCAUAUCGUGCUGCGCGGUCCACCGACACACUGUCGCCCUAGACGCAUCGCCCCGGACAAACUCAAAAUAGCCCGGCUGAAUUCCAGCACAUGCUGA
Messenger RNA from Echinostoma caproni, 297 nucleotides. Lineage: Eukaryota; Metazoa; Platyhelminthes; Trematoda; Plagiorchiida; Echinostomatidae. The record is from the annotation of a GenBank genome assembly.